Molecule: messenger RNA, 1436 nt
Organism: Lactuca saligna
Lineage: Eukaryota; Viridiplantae; Streptophyta; Magnoliopsida; Asterales; Asteraceae
Source: the annotation of a GenBank genome assembly
CCGCAAGAACCACAUUAUUAGAGAGAGUCCAAUUGGCAGGUGGCUAGUGGCAGCAGCACACCGAAGCUCCAUGGCCAUGUUCCCAUCAAGACGAUCCAAAAUUAUACCUAUCAUCAUCAUCAUCCAAAUUAUAUACAAAAACCAUUUAAUAUCCAAUUUCGAUAUACUUGAUGUGGAAUUUCAACUUUAUAUACAGUAUUAUCGGAUGUGAACUGGCUCUCUCUCUCUCUCUCUCUCUCCGGCUCCUCAUCCAAUCCGAUUGAAUCCCAAAUCCCAAGGAAGCAAUUAAGUUUGACCAAUUGAUUUAUGGAUAUUACUAGUCUAUUCCCCUCAUUUAAUCAAUCACGCUUCCGUCUUCGACCAAUCUCAAUGUCGCUAUCAGGUCGGUUUCUAUAAGAAUUUUUUAAGAACGCCGGUGCCUGAAGAUGUCAGCAUAUGGUCAUCCGAUGGAACGGGAGUAUUCCUCCCGGAGUCUCACAAGUGCAGAAGGAUCCGAGAUGGGAAGUCAAUUCAGAAUGGAAUCGGUGAUCUAUAUGUCAUCAUGUGCUGCGACUAUCUUCAUUGGGGGGCUUGUAAUAGUUGGGAUCUUAUUGAUGACCUUGCUGACUGCAAUGACUGUGAUGUUACAAUCAUGUCAAAGCAGGGAAGCUGGAGUUAUUGAAUCGUUCAAGUAUGAUCAUUGCAAAAUGGAAUCUCAACACGCAGAGAUUAAUAACAUGGAAGCGUAUUCUUUGCCUGGAUUUUGUAAGGAAGUUGCUGUGAAGUACAUAAAAGAUGGUCAUUACAUGAGAGAGUUGAACGCUUCGGUGUCACUCAUUGAGAAUUACUUCAAUGGCAUAAGACCAAAUGAUGGUGGUCAUGAUGUUGUGUUAAUGGACAUAGACGACUUCCUUCCAGCCGAAACUCUUCGUAUCAACCCAUUGUCGUACGGAUACAAUCGAAAGCCAGAAAAGCUACAAGACACCAUUGUUGAGGAUCUUAUAUCAGCCGGAUGUGGUGGUUGGUCAAAGUUAAUCAUGAGAUCAAACGAGGGGAUGAAAGAGGAUACUCGUGAUUACUUUUUAAGACAAAAAGUGGGCAUUGAAGCGGAGGGUUAUGAUAUUAGGGCUGUGAUUAGCAGCCACAUGGAUGCUUUAGGAGGCACGAUUAUCACAACACAAAACUUCAAGCUUCCGAACCCCCUUCCGGUUGCUCCACCACGCAGUAUAAUGUCCGAUUAAAAGACAAUCCACCGGUAUAAGUUUCUAUAUAUAUUACUUGUAUAUAAGUUCUUUUUUUUAUUAUUAUAAUUUUUCGACCACAAAUCCAGAAGUGUUUAUUUAUUAUUUAUCUCCUCCAUUUUGUGUAAUAUUCGACAAAAUGCAGACCACACAUGCUAUGUACAUUUGUUUGAUUUAAAUAUAUAAGAUGAAUUGUUAAUUUUUUUUCUAUUGUAU